AAAAGAAAAGAAAAACAACCAUCAUCACCACUCUCCACACAGCCUAGAACUUGAUAACAUGAUUGAUUGAUUGAUUGAUGCUCUCGAAUCUUUUAUGGCCUCGGCUGAUGGCGACGACCACGACGACGACGACGACAACAGCAACAGCAGCAGCGGCAACGGCAACACGGAGGAGCAACAGUUGCAGCAGUUGCAGCUGACGCAGUGUUGGUGGUUUAUGCUGCUCAUGCAACAGAGCAUCAUACAGCACAACAGCAACACGUUGCACGAAACAACAGCUGCAACAACCACAACAACAACAACAACAACCACAACAACAACAACAACAACAACAACCACAACAACUACAACAGCCAACACAAGUGUUGCACGCAGCAGUCGCCGCAAACGUUAACAGAAACAAAAAGAAAACACCUGUCCGCACCAAACCCGCCCACCAGUUACAGUUGUUUGCUUUUUUUUCUGCUUUUAUUUUAAUUUCGUCAACAUUUUGAAGAUUGUCGAUUGUUCCGUAAUUCCAUUGCGAAUUAUGAUUAAAUAAUUAAUCUUUUUUUUUCCUGUUUUAAAUAAAAAUGUCAAGCAUUUUCUACACGCAGUUUGGAGUGUAAAGUGCAUAGUUUAUACACACACACACACACACAUGUAAUUAACACACACACAUACAGACUUUGCAAACUGUAAAGAAAAACGAGCGUAAACAUUUUCCAAAGCGAAAAUUGUUUGC
This is a messenger RNA of Drosophila novamexicana, 724 nucleotides long. Its product is annotated as ELMO domain-containing protein C-like. The transcript has 2 exons. Lineage: Eukaryota; Metazoa; Arthropoda; Insecta; Diptera; Drosophilidae. Bases 95 to 394 code for a protein of 99 amino acids. The record is from RefSeq and is a predicted model, not a curated record.